This is a messenger RNA of Amphimedon queenslandica, 992 nucleotides long. RefSeq lists its product as uncharacterized. NCBI's taxonomy places the organism in Eukaryota, Metazoa, Porifera, Demospongiae, Haplosclerida, Niphatidae. The transcript is spliced from 4 exons. The coding region runs from base 83 to 907 and encodes 274 amino acids. The record is from RefSeq and is a predicted model, not a curated record.
GUGUUACUGUGUAGAGGAUCAUAAAAAUAGUACAUACCUCAAGUUACUUAAUUUCUCAUUGUCCUCCUUACCAUAGUACAAGAUGAUUGAUAUUCGUUUCCAGUCAUUAGUCUUGUUUGUAGCUAUUAGCAGUAGCUCCUCUGACCUGAUCUACUAUUUGGUUUUAUUUCUCCUCCUCCUCUUAUCAGGAGAUGUUGAACUCAAUCCUGGCCCUAUGAUUGAUGAUCAACCAUCUUGUAUCUCAUUUGCACAAUAUUUUAAAGCACUUAUUGAUUGGAAGCCAUUUGCACUUUGUCUUCCUGGAAUAACACAAUCUGAUGUCAGCAUAGUGACAACAAAAAAAGUUCCUCUCUUCAGGAUGGUCACUUUAUGUAAAAAAUGGAUAGAAGUUAAUCCUACAGCAUCAUGGAGAGAUGUCAUUAAUGCUUUGAAACAAUGUAAAGAGAAUGAACUAGCUAGAACUAUUGAAGGAAGAGUAACGGAGCAACCUUCUGUCAAUGAUAACUUUAAAAACACUUCACCAGAUAAAAGGAUAGAACCUAUUGAAGGAAAAAAUUCAAUUAAUGAAAAUUCAAUAGUACUGGAAAAAGAAAAAAGUUCUACUGAUAUUGACAGUAAUGGAGACACUAGAUCUACAUCAGGAGCUAAUUCAAAUAACGAAAGCAUAUCAACAGCAGAAGAAGAGAAUGGAUCCACUCAUAGUAGCAAUCAUGACACUGCAAGAGGUGAUCAUCCAAAUGAAAUAUUAAGGACCCAUUAUUAUGAAUUAGUUCAUGCUAUCAGUGAGCCGAAUCUUUGCAAUAUAACAGUUACACUGCAUACUAAAGAACUGAUACCACAACAAACUAAGGAGGAGAUGCUUGUAUUAGGAGUAACUAAUAAAGAGAAAUCUAGUAAACUUAUAUGAAUGUCAUUGAGCAACAGUUGGAAGCCUCUCUUAAUCCAAAGCAGUAUCUUAUUGAUAUAUGUCAUGUAUUAAUAAACCAACAACA